CUAGGUGCAUAGGGGCUUGCAAGAGCUUGACUAGUGCCGGCCAAGGCGACUCAGGAGAGGCACCAAUUUCGCGACAAAAUGCUGUCUAGGGCCCUGCUCCUCGCAGGGCGCCUCGCCGCGACUGGCCAGCAGCAGGCAGCUAGCACCUCGUCUCGCGCUGUCCAGCCGCUAGGCUCGCUGCUGCAGCGGUGCAACUUUGCCACCAACUCGACCGAUAUCUUCAACAUUCACAAGGACACGCCAGAGAACAAUGCUGCGACCAGCUUUGAGUUUAGCGAGGCUACUCUGAAAGUUGUCAACGAUAUCAUCGCGCGGUACCCGCCGAACUACAAGCAGAGCGCCAUCAUUCCGGUGCUGGACGUCACGCAGCAGGAGAACGGCGGGUGGCUGAGCCUCGCGGCCAUGAACCGUGUGGCUAAGCUGCUGGACAUGGCGCCCAUCCGCGUGUAUGAAGUGGCCACCUUCUACACCAUGUUCAACCGCACGAAAAUUGGCAAGUACCACGUGCAGAUUUGCGGCACCACUCCUUGCAGGCUGCAGGGCUCCCAGAAGAUUGAGGAGGCCAUCACCAAGCACCUCGGCAUCGGCAUCGGCCAGACCACGCAGGACGGGCUGUUCACACUGGGCGAGAUGGAGUGCAUGGGCGCUUGCGUGAACGCGCCCAUGGUGGCCAUCGCCGACUACACCAAGGGUGUGUCGGGCUUUGAGUACAUCUACUACGAGGACCUGACGCCCAAGGACAUUGUCAACAUCCUGGACACCAUCAAGAAGGGAGGCAAGCCCAAGCCUGGGUCUCAGUACCGCUUGAAGGCGGAGCCCGCCGGCGCCGUGCACGGCGGCGAGAAGUGGGUGCCCAAGGACGGCGAGACCACGCUGACGGGGGCACCCCGCGCGCCCUACUGCCGUGACCUGAACGCCACCGCGUAAUCGGCCGUGCUCGUGGCGGUGGAAGAUAUGGCAAGCGUGCGGGCGUGCUGUGGGAUGCAGCGUGUCUGGAGCGGCGGAGGGCGGGCCAAAAUGGUCCAUGGUGUGGGUGUGGAGGUCGUGGUGGCGGUAUGCGACGGCAGCUCUUACGGAUGGCAGGGUGCGCUGGGCGCUCAGGUGCCACAUUGGCGGAGUGCCGCAGGAGGUGUGGCUCUUGCAGAAGGGCAGUGGCUUAUGUCUGACUAGAAUUUAGCUUAGAAUGGACUUGAGGGGUAUGUGUGAGGAGCUUUUACGUAUGUGUGGGGCUUUAUGUGGAUACGUGCGUGGACGCAAGCAGGAAGAACAUGUGACUAGCUUUGUACGGGCAUGCCGGCGCAGGGUUGCCGCCUUGCAGGAAAAGCUUCGACUUUGUACGGGCAUGGCGGCGCAGGGCUGACGCCUUGCAGAAAAAGCUUCGACUUGAAUGGAGGCCACACGAUUUCCUUUCCGCUCUGGUCUACGUACGCAUUAGUUCCGCAACGCACGUCGACAACGAUUGCCUUGGAACGCCAGCGAGGCUGGGCGAGCACGGUGGUGCGCGUCUGGGCCUGCAGCAUUCCCAUAUGCAGCUUGGGUCAUAUCA
Chlamydomonas reinhardtii is the source of this 1546-nucleotide messenger RNA. RefSeq lists its product as uncharacterized. NCBI's taxonomy places the organism in Eukaryota, Viridiplantae, Chlorophyta, Chlorophyceae, Chlamydomonadales, Chlamydomonadaceae. The transcript has 5 exons. Gene Ontology annotation, molecular function: NADH dehydrogenase activity. The record is from RefSeq and is a predicted model, not a curated record. Gene Ontology annotation, biological process: mitochondrial electron transport, NADH to ubiquinone. Bases 79 to 927 code for a protein of 282 amino acids.